This is a messenger RNA of Cavenderia fasciculata, 1374 nucleotides long. RefSeq lists its product as uncharacterized. Lineage: Eukaryota; Evosea; Eumycetozoa; Acytosteliales; Cavenderiaceae. The transcript is spliced from 2 exons. The record is from RefSeq and is a predicted model, not a curated record. Bases 1 to 1374 code for a protein of 457 amino acids.
AUGAGAGUAAAAGGUAAAAGAAAAGCAAAGGUAUCUCUUGAAAGUCUUGAAAAAGAAGAAGAGUAUAGAGAGUUGAUGUGCACAGAAUGGAAGGCAGGUGAACAGGCUAUUGUUGGCGCGGUACUGCCGUGGUAUGCACAGACGAUCAUCCUCGAUCAUUUAUGCGCUGGCGAUGAGAAGAUUAGUAUAUUGGUAGCAAUGGUGUGUUGGAGGUAUAGGAGGUAUGUGGCACAAACAUACUUUCAAAAAUACUACAAUCCCUAUUUAGCAGUAUCGAUAUCUGAUGUAGCACAUCAUAUCUUUAGUCGAUACUCUUUGUAUCGUGACGUCAAGUCACUGCAUCUUGGGUAUGCUAGGAACCGUAACUUGUUUUAUGGUGUUUUGCCAGACGAUGAUAAUGGCUGCGACGAUGAAGACUGGUGUGGCGGAUCGGAUCUUGACAAGUCAAUCCCUGUCAAUGUGUUUAAAGAGAGGUUUGGUCAAAAGAUAGAGUCAUUCUCAUUGCAGACGGGACACAGUUAUGGUCAUGAUGGAGACGGUGAAGAUCAUCAAUACAGUGUAGACGACUCCUUUAGAGGUGAAGAAUACGUAUCUCUCUUGUCAGAGUCGGGCAGGAAAAAGGAUACUCAUCUCACCCAAUCAAUUGCCCAACUAUUUUCAUCAACUUCAUCAACUUCAUCAAAAUUAAAAUCAACCCUUGGCAUUCAACAACUGACAACACUUGUAAUACAUUUCCGCCAAUCGGAUAAUCAAAUACUCUAUCCUUCACUAUCCAACUAUUUGAUGACAACAACUACUCUGACAGACCUGUCUCUUUCAAGUGUCGACCAUCAUUUUCCAACUCUGUUAUUGGGUGCACUUACCCGACCACAAUCACCACUCAAGAGAUUAGAUUUACAACCAGGUGAAAGUUGUGUACAUCCCGAACCAAUCUAUUUUGCUAGUCUUGACUAUCUGUCAAUCAAAGAGAGAGAAUUUAGACUAUGUCUCGAUCCCAAAUCUGACAUUAAACGCCUCAGGAUAGAGUUCCCCGAUUCGAUCACCAACCUCUCUCAAUAUGUAACCCAAAACAAACAUUUAAUCAGGUUGACAACAGGUAGAGGUUUGGACAACCUAGUAUCAAACGAGGGGGGUAUGAGCUCGCCAUCGAUUGCAUCACUCACCGUACAUGGAAUCAAUUUCCGCGACAACCAAAAGAUUGAAAAACAAUUGUUGGAUCUAUUGUCAAGAUUUCCUAGUCUUACCACACUCUGUAUUAGAGGGUUUGGGAAAUGCCUCGAAAUCCUAAAAGACAACAAUUUUACAAUGACCAAGAAACCAAACAAAGAAACAAGAUAUUAUGUCCCUGUUUAUUUAUUUAAAAGAAAUAAAUAA